This is a messenger RNA of Ogataea philodendri, 723 nucleotides long. RefSeq lists its product as uncharacterized. Bases 1 to 723 code for a protein of 240 amino acids. Gene Ontology annotation, biological process: peptidyl-lysine dimethylation. Gene Ontology annotation, molecular function: protein-lysine N-methyltransferase activity. The transcript has a single exon. Lineage: Eukaryota; Fungi; Ascomycota; Pichiomycetes; Pichiales; Pichiaceae. The record is from RefSeq and is a predicted model, not a curated record.
AUGUCUCUGUUUGACGAUCUGUUUACCACUGAGGAGGAGCCGCCAAAACCAUCUACAACGGUCGAGUACCGCCAAAAGGACGGAAACACGAUUCUGGUCACGCUGAUUGGCUCGUCGCCGCUUUACGGACACAUUCUCACAAAUGCUUGCCAAUCGCUAGCAAAAGAGCUGGAAAAUGACCCGCAACUCGUGGCCGGCCGCACAGUGCUCGAGUUUGGCGCCGGCGGAGCAUUGCCGUCGUUGCUAUGUGCAAAAUUAGGCGCCAGAAAAGUGGUUGCCACGGAUUACCCCGACCCAGAGCUCAUAAGUAACAUUAGAGUCAACAUUGAGCAAAACGCAGUGAGCGCAAACUGCGUCGAGGCGGGCUACAUUUGGGGAAACGAUACUUCGCCGCUUUUGGAACUCCUGCCCCCCGGAUCGAAAACUUUCGACGUGCUGAUCCUAAGCGACGUGAUCUUCAACCAUACAGAGCAAACCAAGCUGCUCCGGAGCUGCAGAGAGCUUAUCACACCUCGCACCGGGAGGGUGCUGGUGCCGUUUUCGCCCCACCGGCCGAAGCUGCUGGAGGAAGACCUGGCUUUUUUCGAGACCGCAAAGGAGUACGGGUUUGAGGUGCACGACGAGGGGAUCGAGAAAUGGAGCCCGCUCUUCAAAAACGACACCGACGAGUCCACCGUCGAGAUCCGUAGCAGGGUGUACAAACGGUGGAUGCGGCUGGUGUGA